CCCCUUCUCGCCAAAAGUCGCAUAAGUGACGUCAUUUUCCCUAGCCGAAAGUUGCGAAGCUUGUAGGAUCUCGCUGUGAAGAUGGCUGGUGUACUGAAGAAGACAACUGGCUUGGUUGGUCUCAACGUGUGCCAGAAUCCACACAAGCAUCUUCAGGUUCUCUACACGAAGAUUCUGGCAGUACUGCAGACCAUGCCUCGAGACGCUGCCUACAGGAAGUACACAGAGCAGCUGGUGAACGAGCGCUUGAGCCAUGUCACCACGGAGCCAAGUGUUGAGAAGUUGGAACAGAAAAUAAACUGUGGUCUGAUCGAAGAAGUCAUCAACCAGGCAGAGUGUGAACUGGCUCUGUCCAAGAAGAUGGUCCAGUGGAAACCAUGGGAGCCCCUGAUUGAAGAACCUCCAUCCGACCAGUGGAAGUGGCCUAUCUGAAGGAACCUCUCUCUCUGUGUGUGUGACUUCUCUGCUUCCAAUAAAAUCUGCAAUUCUGUCA
Molecule: messenger RNA, 493 nt
Organism: Nematolebias whitei (Rio pearlfish)
Lineage: Eukaryota; Metazoa; Chordata; Actinopteri; Cyprinodontiformes; Rivulidae
Gene: ndufa5
Product: NADH:ubiquinone oxidoreductase subunit A5
Exons: 5
Coding region: 82-432 (116 amino acids)
Biological process (GO): respiratory electron transport chain
Source: RefSeq, a predicted model, not a curated record